AUGACGUUUGCUCCUCUAUCCUCUGCAAACCCUCUUCUCCUCCAAGAUAUCCCAACUCUCUCGGUCCUCUAUGCCCGCGGCCAACUUCAUCCCAACACUGAGGGGAUUGACCUCCCUGUCCCAGACCAAGUUCUAAAUGACAAAAUAUGUGCGGUUCAAGCCGAUAUUACUACCAUUAAGACGGAUGCCAUAGUCAAUGCCGCGAACCGUUACCUCCGUCCAGGAAGCGGUGUCAACGGAUCCAUCCAGCGUGCAGCUGGUCCUGAGUUGGCGGAAGAGUGUUCCACCUUGGGAACCUGUCCUACUGGCUCCGCAAGAAUCACAAAUGGCUACAAUCUUCCCGCCACCAAAGUUAUCCACGCGGUUGGUCCAGUGUUUAGGGAUCAUCAACUUUCGGAACCACUGCUGCGUAGUGCAUACCGGUCGGCGCUCAACGUGGCUGUUGACAAUGGUUGUCGCACCGUUGCCUUCCCCGCAAUUUCCACCGGUAUCUUCGGUUAUCCUGGUCAGGACGCCGCAGAAUGUGCCAUUUCAGAGGUUCGUGCGUUCCUCGAAGGACCAAAAGGUUCGCUGCUUGACAAGGUCAUCUUUUGCCUCUUCGUCCACAAUGACGUGGUCCUGUACUCCCGUCAACUGCCCAUCUUCUUCCCACCCACCGACCUCGACUUGUCCCAUGGAGGUGAGUAUGGUUUUGAUACAGUUGACCGCAACAAAGAGAACAACGAGCCAACCAAUGGACAGAACGCCUUGGAGCCUGAAGAUGCUGAGACAAGCCCGGUGAGGCGUCAAUUCACCCGAUCAGAAAUAUCCCGACUUCAGCUCGAUGGGGCGAAUGAUGAGCCUGCACAUGCUGAAGGAAACAACAUGGUCGACGACAAGAAGGACGCCAGCUUACAGACUAACGACGUAGGACCAUCAGGCAAGGUGAGCACCAAGUUCUGCACCAGUAGCACCUUCUCAGUCACUAACGCAGGAUGA
Fonsecaea erecta is the source of this 978-nucleotide messenger RNA. RefSeq lists its product as hypothetical. The transcript is spliced from 2 exons. The record is from RefSeq and is a predicted model, not a curated record. The coding region runs from base 1 to 978 and encodes 325 amino acids. Lineage: Eukaryota; Fungi; Ascomycota; Eurotiomycetes; Chaetothyriales; Herpotrichiellaceae.